Molecule: messenger RNA, 552 nt
Organism: Cannabis sativa
Lineage: Eukaryota; Viridiplantae; Streptophyta; Magnoliopsida; Rosales; Cannabaceae
Product: zinc finger BED domain-containing protein RICESLEEPER 2-like
Exons: 2
Coding region: 1-552 (183 amino acids)
Source: RefSeq, a predicted model, not a curated record
AUGUGGACUGCAAAUCAUCAGAAGAUGGGAUAUAUGGCUGUAACAGCUCAGUUUAUUGAUGAUUCGUGGAACUUACACAGUCAAAUAUUAAGUUUUAAGUAUGUUCCGUGUCCUCACGAUGCUCCAGCACUACUUGAGGCCCAAAGAUCUUGUCUUAAUGAUUGGAAAAUAGAAGACAAGAUCAGUACAGUGACUCUCGAUAAUUGUACUGCCAAUGAUGCCAUGAUUGAUCUUUUGAAAGGACAAUUUGAGCCUGACAGUUUUAUUUUGAAGGGAAAUGUUGCUUAUUGGUCUGGCACACCAAAAAGACAUGAAAAAUUUGAAGACACUGCUCGUCAACUUGGAGUACCAUACACCAAAAAAAUAUCACUUGAUUGUGUAACGAGGUGGAAUUCAACUUUUCUGAUGCUUAGCACAGCUUUAUCGUACAAGACAGUAUUUGAACGUGCAAGGCUGCGGGAGUUGCGUUUGAGCUGUGCCCCUUCGGAAAUUGAUUGGCAAAAUGCUCAGCACUUGUGUGAUAAGUUAGAGUUGUUUCAUGAAGUAACAUAA